AUGUCGUCCUCGCUAUCUCAUUCUCCGCCCACUAUCCUGCUGAUCCACGGCGCCUGGCAUUAUCCCGAGCUCUACGCACCACUCUGCAAGUCGCUAGAGGCGCUGAGCCAUGAAGUCGUUUGUCCUCGACUCCCAAGUUGCAAUGACGCUAUCCCGCCGACGAAGUUCCUGUCGGACGAUGUCGCGCUGGUCCGAGCCACCGCGCAGACCCUCCUCGACCAGGGCAAGCGGGUUGUUGCAAUCAUGCACUCGUACGGAGGAAUGGUGGGCACCGAGGCUCUGCACGGUCUGCCGAUCCAGCAUCUGAUCUACAUGACUGCGUUUGUGCCCCCGAGCGGGAAGAGUCUAGCAGGUAUGUUUGGAGGGAUGCUGCCGCCCUUUAUUACGAUUGAUGAAGAGAAUGCCCUUCUACGAGUCCCCGAUCCAGCUACCUUCUUCUUCAACGACCUCCCCUCGGCAGACGCAGCUCACUGGGCGGGUAGGCUCGUUGUACAUCCCAAGUCCACGCAAUUCGACCCCAUCUCGCACGAAGCGUACCGCGAUAUCCCGUCGACGUACAUUCUUUGUGAGAAGGAUGCGGCGCUAAUCCCCAUGAUCCAGGAGCUGAUGAUCUCUAACGCAAAGAAAGCGGGCGUGGAAAUGAACGUCGAGAAACUAGAUGCCAGCCACAGCCCGUUUCUCAGUAUGCCUGACAAAACAGCCGCGCUGGUGCACCGGAUCGCGUCAAAAUAG
Messenger RNA from Aspergillus affinis, 732 nucleotides. RefSeq names its product alpha/beta hydrolase. The record is from RefSeq and is a predicted model, not a curated record. NCBI's taxonomy places the organism in Eukaryota, Fungi, Ascomycota, Eurotiomycetes, Eurotiales, Aspergillaceae. The transcript has 2 exons. Bases 1 to 732 code for a protein of 243 amino acids.